AUGGAAGUGCCGAGGAAGCCGACGGCGCAGGCCGACACUGGCGGCCUGGCGGCGCUCUCUGCCGGCCUCGCGAGGUGCCUGGCCGAGGAGAACGCGGACAGCAACCUGAUCCUCCGCGUGGUGGGCGCGCGGUCACGCGGCGAGCUCGAGGAGUCCGUCGCCGGCGUCGUCGAGACCGCGCUCAAGGACGAGUCCGGCGCCGGCGGUCCACGCAUCGCGUUCGCGUGCGGCGUGUGGAGCGAGCUCACGUGCCCGCUGAAGGCCGCCUACCGCCGCACCGUCGUGGACAAGUUCAGCGCCGAGGCCAGCAGCGUCGACUUCAUCAGCAAUCCGGAGGCGGCACGGGGCCAGAUCAACGCAUGGGUCGCAGAGGCCACGCAAUAUCUGAUCGGUUCCGUCUUUGGUCCGGGAUUGAUCACGCCGCUCACCCGCGUCGUGCUCGGCAACGCCGUAUACUUCAAGGGCAAGUGGGUUAAUCCCUUCAACGAGAAGCGCACCAAGGACAAGCUUUUCUACCGGCUGGACGGCAGCACCAUCGACACGCCGUUCAUGAAGAGCCUGUCGUCCCAGUUCAUCGCCGUGCAUGAUGGGUUCAAGGUGCUCAAACUCCGGUAUGAGAUGGCAGUUCAUACGACAUCAUUCUGUUAUGCUGACAUGUUGACAGGCUAUGUAUCCUCUAAUCGUAAGAAGCGUAAGAGGAUGUCCUCUGGUCGUAACAAGCGCACGAAGUUCUCUAUGUGUAUCUUCCUUCCAGAUGACCAUGAUGGCUUGCCGGACCUAGUUGACAUGAUAGCAUCACAGCCUGGCUUCCUACACGAACACCUGCCCAAGGAGAAGGUCGAAGUUGACGAAUUCCGGGUGCCCAAGUUUAAGAUGUCCUUCGAAAGCAGCGUCGUCACUAUUCUUGAGAAGCUAGGGCUUAAAUUGCCGUUCGGUGAUCAAGCCGAUCUGUCUGACAUGGUAGAGCCUGAUGACUCUAGCUUGCCAACAGUCUUGAACGACAUCAUCCACAAGGCGGUCAUCGAGGUAAACGAGGAAGGCACCGAAGCAGCGGCAGUCACCUUUACGGAUUUUGAGUAUGGAUGUGAUAUGCCGGAGUCGCCACCUCCUGGGGUGGAUUUUGUAGCUGACCAUCCCUUUGCAUACUUCAUAGUGGAGGAGGUGACCGGCGCAGUUAUAUUUGCAGGGCACGUCCAAGAUCCGUCGAUAGAGAACUAG
Lolium rigidum is the source of this 1218-nucleotide messenger RNA. RefSeq names its product putative serpin-Z8. Lineage: Eukaryota; Viridiplantae; Streptophyta; Magnoliopsida; Poales; Poaceae. Gene Ontology annotation, molecular function: serine-type endopeptidase inhibitor activity. The transcript is spliced from 3 exons. The record is from RefSeq and is a predicted model, not a curated record. Bases 1 to 1218 code for a protein of 405 amino acids.